AUGUACCCGCUACUUGACGGAAAACCUGUCCAACGGGUUAGCAUGUUUUACUUUUAAGCUCCCGGGAUCAGAAUAGAAUGGAAUGAUAGUUUCAACACCCACAUACAACACAGGAGGUCGUAGUGUUGAAUGAGGAUUUAACGUGUGUAAAUCUCCAUUGAUGUUUUGAGAUAGAAGGAACAUCGGUUGUACUGCGUUUGGACGUACAGGUUAAUACAGUCUCGGACAAUGGACAUCUGUAGUUCCGUGUGAUUUAUCUGGAAGGUUCCUCGUCAUGUUGGUAAAUGUUAUGCGUUAGAAAAUGGACGCUUAGCUAGUUCAGGAAUCUCGAAGUAGCUAUUUAUCUUGGCAUAUAAGAUCUUUACAUGUCGGUGUAGGGAAAGAAGUAUUACGGCAAGAGAAAGGUGUCAAAAUGUCUACGAGACGAUCUCUCAGUCAUAAUGGAAGUAUGAACCGCAAUAAAACAGUGAACCCCGAAGGGGGUCGGGCGCAGUGGAGCAACCAGUCAUUCACCGUAGAUCAGGUGGUCAAACAGUUUCCCCUUCCCCAGAUCGUAAAAUGUACCCAGCAAUGCCUUUUGACGAAGAAAAACACCACACUUCCUGUGAAUUUGACACAGCCGAUAUUGCUGUACCGAAAAAGGACUAUCCGGAAGUUACUCGCCCGAAACGUGUUUAUGGACCCCGAGACGCAACGUUAUACGGAAAAGGAUGAAACCAUCGUCAUCCCGGCCGAUUACGAAGGUCGAUUUCUCCGCUUGAGUUCACGCACCGCCAAGGACAGUUCUUGUCAUACAGAUCUCGAGACCUUAUCCCAUAACCAAGUGCAGGCGUUCCUCACCCUGACCAAACUCACAGCCAACGUAAUAGGAUCAGGUUCCGAGUCCCAGGAUUAUGACCAGGUCAACUACGGCCCCGGAAAUGUGUUCCUAAUUGAUCGUGUUUACCUGGGCACCACACACUUGCAAAGUGAAGGGAGGUUGUUCGGCAUCCGCGGUGGAAAUAAAACACAGGUCAGGUAUCUCAAAUGUCGAGACGAGAAAGACAUGGACGUCCUCCUUCCCUUGUCACAGACCGGCGAGUUUGUGGAGGUCAUACCCAAUAAAAAUGGCGACGGUCGUCUGUCAGUUGACAGUAAGUGUCUUAUUGCGAAGUCCAAGUACCCGGCCCUCGUCAGAUUCCUCACCGGGAGAAGGCGUCCUCGAUUGAAGACAUUUACCGGCCUCUUUACCCUUCUGGAUUCAUUUGAGGAGACAACGCUAUUUGGAUGCGUCCUUGACCCAAGUGGGUUCACCAUGAUAGAAAUUCCAAUAUCAUCGCCACUCAAGUUUCAGCUAGCAUUAAAUAAGAACGACCUCUCCUUGAAUCCAGUUGUGAAAAAUGCAAACAAGUUGUGUGAAGAGAAUGCAGUGGAUUUUUGUAAAGAUCUCAAAUUAAAGUUCAAUUUCGCGCAGAAAAUCACCCAAAUAAGCGGUCGCAGCGUUGGUCCGCUUGACGAGAACAACCCACACGAGGACACACAGAGUACAACUAACAGUGCUAGGUUUGGAAUGACCACAACACACAUCUAUCUGUGAACAGCUUUACAUCUACGUUUACCGAUCAGUUUAACUACCAAUGUAUUUACAAUAGUAUACUUAUGAUUAAUACUUACCAGAACAGUCUCUGGUACCUAGCUAUAUAGCAGUCUUUACUUUUCAGUGUCAAUAUCUACCCAGUGUUAUCGUUCCUUACACUCACUGUAAGGAGUGUGACAAACGGUAGUCUUUUUUAGCCAGACGCUUCAUCACUUGUAAUUCUCUGUUCGGCGUAGCUUUGGUCUCGUUCAACAAGACGCUUGAUCACUUGGCGUAGCUUGUGC
Mizuhopecten yessoensis (Yesso scallop) is the source of this 1860-nucleotide messenger RNA. RefSeq lists its product as uncharacterized. Bases 413 to 1576 code for a protein of 387 amino acids. The record is from RefSeq and is a predicted model, not a curated record. NCBI's taxonomy places the organism in Eukaryota, Metazoa, Mollusca, Bivalvia, Pectinida, Pectinidae. The transcript has 2 exons.